GGCGCCUGGAAACUGGUCUGAGCAGAGCUGAGGGAUUGACACAAAUGGUCGGAGCCGCAGGGUAUUGGAACUCGUAUGGCGUGUUUAAAAUCUGAUUUCUACUAGAAAUUUCUUGGAGAAGGAUAGGAGAACAGAGAGAACCAGCAAAUGAACAGGAUUUGAUGUUGGGAAAGUUUAGCUCAGACAGCGACAAACGGGAGAGAAAAAGAGUCAAGGAAAGAAAUCGGAGAAGUAGUUGUAAAAAAAAAAUAAACGGCAAACCAAAGUAUGCCUGAGCAUAAUUGCUUUGAUAAACUUAGUCGGAAGCUAUUGCCGACAUUAUCUUUACUGAUUUUAGGACUUUGUGGGUCUCGUGGACAGUACGGGGACCGCGGACUUUCUGUCCCAGAGCAUGGAUUUUGUCAGCCUAUUUCUAUACCACUUUGCACGGAUAUCGCUUACAACCAGACCAUCAUGCCCAAUUUACUGGGGCAUACGAACCAGGAAGAUGCGGGGCUAGAAGUUCACCAGUUUUACCCGCUCGUAAAAGUUCAGUGUUCCCCAGAUCUGAAGUUUUUCCUGUGCUCUAUGUAUGCACCGGUUUGUACCGUGCUAGAGCAAGCUUUGCCCCCGUGCCGAUCCCUUUGCGAGAGAGCGAGACAGGGCUGCGAGGCACUGAUGAACAAAUUCGGCUUCCAGUGGCCUGAUAGCUUGGCAUGUGAAUCUUUUCCCGUUCACGGAGCUGGCGAGUUGUGCGUGGGACAGAACAAGUCUGAUAAAGGCAGCCCCACGCACAAACCUAACGAAUCCGUACCAGAUGAAAUCAUAACCGAUAAGUAUCCCAGGGACCACUUCACAUGCCCACAAUUUUUGAAAGUCCCCACGUAUCUGAAUUACCACUUUAUGAGGGAGAAAGACUGCGGCGCUCCUUGCGAGCCUUUGAUAUCCAACGGAAUGAUGUACUUCAGUCAGGAAGAGCUAAAGUUUUCUAGGAUUUGGAUUGGGAUUUGGUCUGUUUUGUGUUGUGCUUCUACUUUAUUUACUGUCCUCACCUACUUGGUUGACAUGAAGAGGUUCAGUUAUCCCGAGCGCCCCAUCAUUUUCCUGUCUGGCUGUUACACCAUGGUGGCUAUAGCCUACAUUGCUGGAUUUCUGCUGGAGGAUAAAGUGGUUUGUAAUGACAAGUUUAACGAUGACGGUUACAGAACUGUGGCCCAGGGCACCAAGAAAGAAGGCUGUACCAUCUUGUUUAUGAUGCUGUACUUUUUCAGCAUGGCAAGCUCUAUCUGGUGGGUCAUCCUGGCCUUGACUUGGUUCUUGGCAGCAGGGAUGAAGUGGGGUCAUGAAGCUAUUGAAGCCAACUCGCAGUAUUUUCACUUAGCAGCAUGGGCUGUGCCAGCUAUCAAGACCAUCACUAUUUUGGCAGUUGGGCAGGUGGAUGGAGACGUCCUUAGCGGGGUGUGCUUUGUGGGGAUCAAUAAUGUAGAUGCCCUAAGAGGAUUUGUCCUGGCACCCCUCUUUGUCUACCUUUUUAUUGGCACCUCGUUUUUGCUGGCAGGCUUUGUUUCACUGUUUCGGAUCCGAACAAUAAUGAAACACGAUGGCACCAAGACUGAGAAGCUGGAGAAACUCAUGGUUAGGAUAGGCAUUUUUAGCGUCCUCUACACUGUCCCUGCUACUAUCGUCAUUGCUUGCUAUUUUUAUGAACAAGCCUUUCGGGAACAGUGGGAGAAAAGCUGGCUUAGCCAGACCUGCAAGACCUAUGCGAUCCAUUGCCCGCCCAACAACUAUCCACACAUGACUCCAGACUUCACAGUCUUCAUGAUUAAAUAUCUCAUGACCUUGAUUGUGGGGAUCACCUCAGGGUUUUGGAUUUGGUCAGGUAAAACACUCAAUUCUUGGAGGAAAUUUUACACAAGACUGGCUAAUAGUAACCAAGGGGAAACAACAGUGUGAAAUUAUUUAGCUGUUAAGCCCGUUUUUUUUAUUUAAACAAACUGAAUAUAUUUCUUUUUUUUAAUUUUUUUUUUAUUGGACAGACUCGUUUUAUACUGAAUGUUUUGUUGUAAAUAACAUCUGUAAGAUUUUUGUAAGUAUAUAUUUGUAUUUAAAAAAAAAAACGAACAUACAUGAAAACUCACUUGCAGCAAUGUGUUUUGUAAAAAAUGGAAAUGAAACAGAAUACUUUCUACACUUAACCGAUCAAGUCAUAUAGUUGGUGCAACUGCUUGAACAAAAGUGGGGCAUACGUCAAACUUCAGAGUAGAUCAUUGUGCCUACCAGCAUGACUGUCUCACAGUUAAAAAACUCUGGACUUAAUGUGGAUCCGGAGGAACCUAUUAUUAUUAUUAUUAUUAUUAUUAUUAUUAUUAUUAUUAUUAUUAUUAUUAUUAUUAUUAAUCUUGCAAAAGACUAGUUCUUCCUUUGGGUCCUAAUGCCUUCUGAUGUAAAAUGCUUAAGCAUGUUUUAAGUAAUUUAAAAUAGGUGAAAGAGUGCUUGGAAGACCGGUCAGUCUGUAUUUAUAUGUGCAUUUUAAAAAACCAUUCAAAGGAGAGAGACAUUAUACUUUAGUAUCAUUUUGAGAUGGGGAUAAUUUAAUUCACAAAUCAACUACAUGCUGCACAGUUUAUUCCUUAUCACAAACCGUUCUGCAACAACAUUGGAGUCUCAUGCUAAGGUUUAAUUUUUUAAUCAAAUGUAAGACAAAGGCAAAACAAUAUUUUAAAAAAGCAAGCACUGGCACUGAACAGUAACCCCUUCCUUCAACAAAGUUGUUUCAUUUGCUGGUUUUGUACAGUUAACAUUGUUUUAUUCCUCUGGAAUGCUCUUGGCUUUCCACUUGCUUCAAAAUAGGACCUUAAGAUUAUACAAGUACUUGUUAUGGUUUCAAACAUGAAUAAAUAUAGACACUUUUUAAAAUAAAUAAAUAAAUAAAUACAUUAAAGCUUUGCAGUAUUUUAAAAAUAAUAUUAAUAUUUUCAUUUUAACAGCAUGGGUGACCUUUCAUAUAUAUAUAUAUAUAUAUAUAUAUAUAUAUAUUUUUUUUUUUUUAACUAAGGCAAAUUUUUUAAGACAAUCUUGAAAAUAUACUAUAUAACAAGAACACAACCCACAAUGCAAUAUGCAGACAUGUUUGAGCAGGAAAUAUUUUAUAUCAUAUGUCUAGAUCUGUUUUUAAUACAGUAUUUUGGAUUAUAAUUUAAGGGGAAAAAAUACCAGCAGUUAUUAAAGAGGCAUCAAGGGUAGCGGGAUUCCAAUAUUUGACUAUAAUAACUCGAUUUUUGCCUCAUAUAAUAUUAGUUGUGUAUUUUUUCAUUUAAUAUAAAAUAUAUAUGCUCUUUAACAACAGAACAUUGAACACAAUUGUGUUGAGUCAUUUUAUUCGCACAGUUAAGUUGCUUUUUUAAAUUUAAAUGUGUAUUUAAGUGUUUUUCUUAUUUGUAUAAGAUGGUGGCUAAUUGUCCAGCUGCACUUGUCUUUAAGAGGCCACCAAAGCAGCUGAAAUACUAAGAGGCGGACAGAUGGAAAAUGGCUCUGUUUCAAAGGGUGAGGCUAUAAAAAGCACACCCGAAAUGUAAUGUAUAGCACUCCAUUUUUGCAUUUUUAACUCUAUGCUAUUGGAUGACAGAUCCAAAUUUGAUUGUAUUUUUUUCCAUCAAUGCAGUCAUUUAUUUUUAAGGAAUGUUAAAUAUUCCGUAUUCUCCAAAAAAGGGAUAAAAAAAAACAACCUCUUAUCAUGCCUCCCAGUGCCCUUUUUAUGCUGAACAAUGAAUUCUUCUUACAUAACUUUUUAAAUGGCCUUUUCUAAUUGGAGCUGUGUGUUGUAUUGCUAGUUUGUACCAUACAGACAUAAGUAGCAUUCACAGUAAUAUCUACCAAUGUUGUGCCUCCAGUUCCUGCAAAGAGCACAGCAAACAUCCCGAGAAGGUGUUAGGACCGAAGGCAAAGUCUUUGGCAGCACCGCUUCAUCUCACCAUGCACAAGUACAAAGAAUUUACCCACAGUAGCCAGACGAUUUAUUGCACAAGUACUGUUUUUUGUUUUUAAAAAGAACUAUGUCUAGUUUUAAAACCAGGUCAUGUAAGCGAGAUAUUAAAGAUGCUUUUGUUAUUUUGUAACAAAGAAAGUUGUUUUCUAGAAGACUUCUGCAGCAUGAUUGCUUGAGUUUAAUCUUUUAUCAUAUAAACAUACAAAUGCCUGUAAUAAAUAAACCGCACCGCUUCCAUACAUUUGAUAAGCAAACAUGUUAUCUGAUUUUUUUUUUUUUUUUUUACAUUUAUUCCUGUUUCACUAUCAAAGAAUACUUUAUAGAAGGUUUAUAUAUUCCAUAUUUUUAAUUUCUCUAAAAAUAAAAAAAAUCCACUUUUUGUACAAAACUUAAAUUGAGUCUGUAAUUUGAGUUGUGUUAUUUGGCAGAUUGAAUGCUGUUGUUAAUUAAGACUAUAAAAAUGUCACCUGAAAGUAAAAUUUUACAGCAUUUUCCAGAAUGCCUGGAGUUGAAAUGAAACUGCUGCCGUGGAGUGCUGCUUGUACAGUAAGGCUGGAUUGCUGAGCACACAUGACACAAACCACUUACCAAGAGGGUUUCUCUUUACUUUCAAGAGUCGUAACACAAUGGACAGAAAGCUUUAUCUCACUUUAAAUAAAUGGUAACUUGUGUUAAAACUGCUCAAUAUAGGCAAACUCAUAUUGUUGCGUGAAGUGUCCCUACUAUUUACUGUAGUAGUUUUGUGGCAUUCAAUUUUAUUUUAAGAAAUAAACAGCACACACUUUUUCAGCACAAUCUUGAUUUGUGCAGAUGUUAUUUUUCUCUUGUUACCACAAAUGGGAACAUAUUUUACUUUUCAUGGGUAUGUCAGCCAAAGAUUAGAUUUGAUACAAUUACCUAAAGGCCAAGUGGGUUUUUAGGAAGCUGUCAAUAUUUUUGUGAUAGACAGUGUAAUGGUUUAAAGUUAUCAUGAAAGUAGUGAUUGGUACAAGCUCCCAUUGUAAUUAUGAUCGCUUGUAAAGUAGACUAUUAUAUUAUCUAACUCAGAGAAUAUAUAUAUAUAUAUAUAUAUAUA
This is a messenger RNA of Acipenser ruthenus (sterlet), 5042 nucleotides long. Its product is annotated as frizzled-1-like. The coding region runs from base 268 to 1935 and encodes 555 amino acids. The record is from RefSeq and is a predicted model, not a curated record. The transcript has a single exon. Gene Ontology annotation, molecular function: Wnt-protein binding; Wnt receptor activity. Gene Ontology annotation, biological process: non-canonical Wnt signaling pathway; canonical Wnt signaling pathway. NCBI's taxonomy places the organism in Eukaryota, Metazoa, Chordata, Actinopteri, Acipenseriformes, Acipenseridae. Gene Ontology annotation, cellular component: plasma membrane.